CUCACCGACUGUGCCCUCUUCCGCCCGUGACCCCGGUUGACCUCUGCAGCUCACUCGUUCCUGUCUUUUUGUCGCAGCACGUGGGCUGCGAUCGUGUGCUCGGGUCGGACGUGCGUGAAGAUCGCUGUCGGAUCUGCGGCGGCGAUGGGAGCAGCUGCACCUCGGUGGAGGGAGUCUUCAACGACUCGCUGCCUGAAGGAGAUUAUGAAGAAGUGGUGAGAAUUCCUAAAGGAUCAGUGUUCAUCCACAUUCAAGAGCUCAACAUUUCCCUCAACUACCUUGUCCUGAAGAGCAAAAACGACCAGUAUUUUAUCAAUGGGAAGCUUAACAUUGACACGCCUCGAAGGUUCAGCGUUGCCGGGACGAUUUUCCACUACCGGCGGCCCACCGACGGUCCAGAAACGCUAGAAGCUCUGGGCCCAACAAACAUGACCCUCAUUGUCAUGGUGCUGGUGAGGGAGGACAACCAGGGGAUCCACUAUCGCUUCAACCCGCCUGUCAGCAGGGAUCCCAUGAGCGGCUUCGCCUGGCAGUACACGUCCUGGUCCCGCUGUUCGGCUUUGUGUGCUGGAGGUGUACAGAUCCAGCAGGUUGUGUGUAAGAGGCAGUCGGAUCUUUCUGUCGUCUACAAUCACUUCUGUGACAAGAAGAGCAAACCCAAAGAGAAGAGAAGAUCCUGCAACACUGAGCCGUGCUCCCCAAACUGGUGGACAGGAGAGUGGUCGGAGUGCAGCCGCAGUUGUAACGGCGGCCUGCGCACUCGGGAGGUGUUAUGUAAAAGGAGAAUCUCUGCGGUGGAGGAGAAGGUCCUGGACGACUCGGCCUGCAGCUCCGCCCGCCCCUCGUUCACAGAGCCCUGCAGCAACCACAGCUGCCCUCCAGAGUGGCUGGCCUUGGACUGGUCCGAGUGCACACCCAGUUGUGGUCCCGGCUACCGACACCGAGUGGUGUUGUGUAAGAGCGGGGAGAGCGGCAACACAUUGCCAGACUCAAAGUGUCCCAAAAAUGGCCGCCCGACCUCCAGGGUGCGCUGUAACCUGCAGCGCUGCCCUCCUCCUGUCUGGGUGACAGGCCCGUGGGGCGAGUGCUCUGCCAGAUGUGGUCUGGGUCAGGAGAUGCGCUCGGUUCAGUGCCUGGCCCACACUGGCCAGCCAUCCAACGAGUGUCUGGAGCAUCAGCGGCCCGCCGCCAUGCAGCAGUGCAAGAGCAAAUGUGACGCCAGUCUGCCCGUCAACUCGGAGAAUCCAGAAGAGUGUAAAGAUGUGAGCACUGUGGCGUACUGCCCCCUGGUGCUCAGGUUCAAGUUCUGCAACCGGCCAUAUUUCAGACAGAUGUGCUGUAAGACCUGCCAGGGACACUGACGCUGCUGCGGUUGCGGGGUCAAACAGUAAGACUGAACCUUUUCCACUGAGCCUCGCUGCAGCAGCCUUCACCGUUUCUCCGUCGGUUCAAGUUUGGGGUCCACUGUCGAUGCUGACAAACAAAUCCUGAAGUUAGUCAGAGGGGUUCUUUCUUUUCCUCUCCUCACUGAUAAUCCAGAUUUGAAAUCUCUGGACCAAACAUCAUUCCACUGGAGGAGAGGGUCCAGCGCUGAAACCUGAGAGGAAGGAGGGAGGAAGGCAGCAGCUGACCCUCUCUUUGCCUCUCUAAACUUUGACUUUGUCUUAAUAUUUUGGUGCUAUACGUUUUAUUUUGGCUACGGGACUGGUUUCAGUAAUCUUAAACUCCACUUCUUAUUACUUGAGUGGCCUAAAUGUUUAGCCUGUUAUACGUUUUUAAAACAUCCACCUUGAAAGGAAGUGAUUUUCACGGUAUCUGUGCCCACAGCACUGCAACAACACAAAAUCUUACCAAUUCAUUUUGGUCUAGUUUCUGAUGCAAAUAUGUUAGUUCACUUGAAAGAAGACAAAACUGACCUACAAGUAACUUAGAUACAAGCUUCUUUCAAGUCAAUAUUUUAUUAAUGUUGAUGGAAAAAAGUACUUGUUCCAUUGCCCCUGAUGGCAAGAUAUUUUUCCAUGUAUAAGUGAAAUGAUCUGUCUAUGGAGUAAGUACAAUUUCAUAA
Messenger RNA from Poecilia latipinna (sailfin molly), 2065 nucleotides. RefSeq names its product A disintegrin and metalloproteinase with thrombospondin motifs 6-like. Lineage: Eukaryota; Metazoa; Chordata; Actinopteri; Cyprinodontiformes; Poeciliidae. The record is from RefSeq and is a predicted model, not a curated record. Gene Ontology annotation, biological process: extracellular matrix organization; proteolysis. Gene Ontology annotation, molecular function: metalloendopeptidase activity. Gene Ontology annotation, cellular component: extracellular matrix. The transcript is spliced from 9 exons. The annotation marks the transcript as partial.